AUGCAAGCCAUACCAACACCCCCACACUCUCGCCGCCGCAGCCCCAACCUCUCCAUCGAUCUCUCCUCACUCCCUCAACUCUCCACCCCGGCCCCACCAAGCAACACCCUCCUCAUAACAAACCUCACCACCCCGGCAAUCUUCACCGCCAUCAACUUGGAAUCCAUCACCCAAGCCAUCAACGCCCACGCUCCAAUCCACACCUUCUCGCCCUUGAAAUCCAUGCGCCGCAUCAUCGUCACCUUCCACACCGUCGCCGACGCCAUCGCCGUCCGCCAACUCCUCGACGGGGAAACCGUUCUCGGAGAUCGCAUCCGCGUCUACUUUGGCGCCAACACCCGCAUCGAAGACCCCCAAGAUCAACAUCUUCAAGCCCCGAAAUCCUCCCGCUUAUUCUUCAUCUCUCCCCCGCCCUCCCCGCCCAUGGGCUGGGAAAUGCGCAAUGAAGGACCCCCGAACAAAGACGUGCAUGCCGAGGAUCUGGCUUCUGCGUUGGCGAAUUUGACCGCGAGACCUAGUGCUGAUGAUGCGUUGUAUCAGCAGAGUUCGGGGACGUUCGCUGAGAGGAAAGGUUCGGGGAGGAAGAGAGCGGCGACGUUGGGAGCGGGGAGUACGGUGGUGUAUGACCCGGAGGAGUUUGGGGAUAGUCCGGAUUUGCCGGCGAUUGCGGUUGAGGAUACGACGAUGAGUCCGUUGCCGUUGACGCCUGUGGAGGGAAGUGGGUUGAAGUUGGAGAGGACUGCGAGGCCGCCGGUGGAGUUGAUGGAGUGA
This is a messenger RNA of Ramularia collo-cygni, 771 nucleotides long. RefSeq names its product related to inhibitor of calcineurin. The transcript has a single exon. NCBI's taxonomy places the organism in Eukaryota, Fungi, Ascomycota, Dothideomycetes, Mycosphaerellales, Mycosphaerellaceae. The record is from RefSeq and is a predicted model, not a curated record. Gene Ontology annotation, biological process: calcium-mediated signaling. Gene Ontology annotation, molecular function: nucleic acid binding; calcium-dependent protein serine/threonine phosphatase regulator activity. The coding region runs from base 1 to 771 and encodes 256 amino acids. Gene Ontology annotation, cellular component: cytoplasm; nucleus.